Messenger RNA from Zea mays, 921 nucleotides. Its product is annotated as probable RNA-dependent RNA polymerase 3. Gene Ontology annotation, biological process: siRNA processing. NCBI's taxonomy places the organism in Eukaryota, Viridiplantae, Streptophyta, Magnoliopsida, Poales, Poaceae. The coding region runs from base 16 to 474 and encodes 152 amino acids. The record is from RefSeq and is a predicted model, not a curated record. Gene Ontology annotation, molecular function: RNA-directed RNA polymerase activity. Gene Ontology annotation, cellular component: nuclear RNA-directed RNA polymerase complex. The transcript has 3 exons.
UGUUGGUUAGCACAUAUGGACCGAUUAUUAACAGAAGGAGUCGAUCAAGAUGAGAAGAAGUCAAUCGUGGAAAACAUGAUUAAAUUAGUUGACCUUUAUUAUGCGGCUCUGGAUGGGCACAAGGUAGAUGUUGAUCGCCAUCUGAGAGUAAAAGCAUAUCCACACUUCAUGGAGAAGAAAGGAUUUGAAUCCUACCAUUCUUCAUCUAUUUUGGGCAGAAUCUACGAUGAGACUGAGGAAAUAAUAGCGCAGCAAUGUGACGAACAGAUCCAGAUAACGACACUGGCGUGCUUCAGUGAGGUGGAGUCAACCCCGGAAUGCACCUCCCUAUGGGAACACCGGUACCAGGAGUACUUGACAAAGAGCAGGGGCCUUUUCGAUCUGGGCAAGGAAGAAAAGAACGACGAGUUCCAGAAACUCUACCAACACUACAAACAUGUAAGCCAUCGUAUCUCUCCUGUUUUACCUGACUAACCAGAAAGAAAGAAAGAAAGAAAGAAACAAACAGGCAGAGAAGUAACCCUGGAUGCACGAUGCACGCCGACGAACUGGAGGAGACCUCGCGGGACCUCUCAGACGUGUUCAUGGAGGCCUGCGCGAUCUACAGGAUCGUGUACGAGCGAGCAUGGUGUACCAGGAGCGUCAGCAGGUGCCGUUUCGUGUGGAACGUGGCUGGAGCGGCGCUGUGCCACCUCCACGCGACCAAGUACGCGGCGCAGCGCGGGGAGAAAACCGCGCUCUGCCCGCUCUCAGUUAUCCGCCAGCUUUACAUCUGAUUUUUUUUUUUUUUGGUAAAGCAGCUGAUUUCUGCCUGUAAAAUGAAACGGGUGAGCUGAUGCGUCUUAAGAGAAGUAUAUACUGGGGCUCUCGAUCAACUUAGUCAAGAGCUUCACAGUUGCUUUGAUUUGAUGAGGUUAAUAU